This is a messenger RNA of Cucurbita pepo subsp. pepo (vegetable marrow), 752 nucleotides long. Its product is annotated as putative histone H2A.2. The record is from RefSeq and is a predicted model, not a curated record. Gene Ontology annotation, molecular function: protein heterodimerization activity; structural constituent of chromatin; DNA binding. Lineage: Eukaryota; Viridiplantae; Streptophyta; Magnoliopsida; Cucurbitales; Cucurbitaceae. Gene Ontology annotation, cellular component: nucleosome.
CCCGCAAAACCAACUCCUCAUUGUUAUAUCCACUGGGCAAAUUUCAUUUUCCUGUAAUUCCUUCAAGUUCCUCUGGUUUCCGGCGAUCAGGUUAGGUUUCGAUGGACGCAAGCGGCAAGUUGAAGAAGGGAGCUGGUGGCAGAAAGGGCGGUGGCCCGAAGAAGAAGCCUGUUUCUCGCUCUGUUAAGGCCGGCCUCCAGUUCCCCGUCGGUAGAAUUGGUAGAUAUUUGAAGAAUGGCCGGUAUGCUCGACGUGUCGGUACUGGAGCUCCGGUCUACAUGGCCGCCGUUCUUGAGUAUCUCGCCGCUGAGGUGCUGGAGUUGGCUGGAAAUGCAGCCCGGGACAACAAAAAGAACAGGAUAAUUCCAAGGCAUGUAUUGUUGGCCAUAAGGAACGAUGAGGAACUUGGGAAAUUGCUUGCUGGUGUAACGAUUGCUCAUGGAGGUGUUCUUCCAAACAUAAACCCUGUUCUGUUGCCAAAGAAAAGCGAGAAAGCAGCUAGUAAAGAACCGAAAUCACCAUCAAAGACCCCCAAGGGAGCAAAAUCCCCAAAGAAGGCCUAGGUUUUUUCUUUCUAAUCUGAAAACUUGACUGUUCUUUGCCCAUUUGUAUGUACUUUGUUGGCCUUUUAGGAUCAUCUUCUGUGUUGUUUAUCAAUGUAAGCUUAAAACUGAAGAAUUGGGAGAGACUCUAUCACUCCCACCAUCGUAAUGAAUCAAACUCUGUACCGGUUAUGAUUGUUUAGCCAUCAA